Acytostelium subglobosum LB1 is the source of this 1602-nucleotide messenger RNA. RefSeq lists its product as hypothetical. Lineage: Eukaryota; Evosea; Eumycetozoa; Acytosteliales; Acytosteliaceae. The transcript is spliced from 3 exons. Gene Ontology annotation, molecular function: peptidyl-prolyl cis-trans isomerase activity; protein binding. Bases 1 to 1602 code for a protein of 533 amino acids. The record is from RefSeq and is a predicted model, not a curated record.
AUGAUUGUCUAUAGGACGUUGGACAAUGCCAAUGAGUUGUCCGACUAUCACGACCUUACAUGUGAGCAGUUUGAUCGAGUCCAACACAUCCUCUCCAGCGAGUCCAUCUUUGACUUCAAGAACAACCUUCGCUGUUCCACCGACCUCAUCUCAACCAUACUCAAUCCCAAUGACUUUACAUACAUUGAUGAUACAUGGAUAUAUGACAAGUCACCAUUAGCCAUUGUCCAUGAAUAUUACUCUACAUGUGGGGGUGGGAAAAGCUUCAAUCCUGUAAAGAUUGAGAUGGCUUCGGCUGGUCCUUACGCCUGUAUAUAUAAUAUUCCUGGAUCAACUCCAACGAGGACAAUGGCCAGUGGCAUCUACCCUCAGCUCAAGAAGGCACAGGCAAACCUUGCCCACAAGGUACUGAUAUACUUUUGCAAGAGACAACAGGCAAUGCUCAAUGGAACACCAUUCAACUAUGAUGAGCACAGCUUUGAUGAGCUUCAAGAGGCACAAGACAAGUACAACGAGGAAAAGAAGAUUGCCAAUGAGAAGAGGCAACAACAACCACAACAACAACAACAACAGAUGGUGCAGGAUGAGUAUGUGCAUGUGAAUAAGGAACAACAGCAGACUGAACAGCAACAGACUGAACAGACUCCAGCACCAGUGGUGGAUGAAUCAAACAAUGACUAUAUUGUUAUAUUCGACAAGUUCAAACUUCCGCGAUCAUGUACCAUCGUCAACCUCUCCAAGGACGAGCUGUGCAAGAAGUUCAUCAUACAAGAAGGUCGAAAGGACUAUCCCCAGUUCGCAUCAAAAGUUGCAAUCAAGUACUCGACACACUUGUUGGACGGCACUUUGAUAGACGAGACAAACAAGACAGAGUACUUUGAGAUUGGUGUCAGUAGUCUGACAAGAGGCUUGGAACUGGCUUUAUUCAAUAUGAAGGAGAAGGAGAAGUGUUUGGUGGUGGUACCUCCAGAGUACGCGUAUGGAGAGCGAGGUGCUCCACCACUCAUCCCACCCAAUCAAACAUUGGUCUAUCACAUCGAGAAUGUCACCAUUCAGUACAAGUCAACGCCGGACCAGCUCAUCAUUGAUACAAUGCCCGUGAGGGACCGUCUCAAUCAACUGAAAGAGUUACGCGAUGAGGGCAAGAGAUCAUUCAUCAACCACCACUAUGGCCGUUGUCUCAAGGUCUACAAGAACGCCCUCAAGUACCUCUCACUUCACACACUGGGCAACGUGACAGAGGACGAAUGGCAAGAGAUACACGAACAUGGCGCAUCGAUUUGCGUCAAUCUUGCUGUGUGCUACGCGAGCAUGAGCCCGCCCGUGUGGGACAGAGUGCGCGACUACGGUCUCAUGGGACUGGACUUCGCCGACGACAAUCCCAAGAUGUACUACUGGAUAGCCAGAGGCUAUUAUCAGCUGGGCACGCUGGACUUGGCACUGGAGAACAUUGACAAGUCCCUUGCAUACGGUGGGGCCACAACGCCCGACCCUAAGGCAACGCAACUCAAAAAGACAAUCACACAUGACAUCCAGAAGAACAAGGUGGAUGAGAUGAAGAUGUUCACAAAGAUAUUCGAGGAGAUGGGCAAGCAAGAAUAG